This is a messenger RNA of Stegostoma tigrinum, 5004 nucleotides long. It is a transcript of the gene tmem185a, whose product is annotated as transmembrane protein 185. The record is from RefSeq and is a predicted model, not a curated record. NCBI's taxonomy places the organism in Eukaryota, Metazoa, Chordata, Chondrichthyes, Orectolobiformes, Stegostomatidae. The transcript has 7 exons. The coding region runs from base 71 to 1123 and encodes 350 amino acids.
GGAUGAACGUCUCCAGAGAGAGGAGAUUGAAGGCGGCUCUCAGCGACCUGCUCUGGGCAUUGGCACAGCCAUGAAUCUCCGUGGGCUCUUCCAGGACUUCAAUCCCAGCAAGUUCCUGAUCUAUGCCUGCCUGCUCCUGUUCUCUGUUUUACUUUCUCUGCGUCUGGAUGGAAUUAUCCAGUGGAGUUAUUGGGCAGUCUUUACACCUGUCUGGCUAUGGAAACUCACAGUCAUCAUUGGAGCUUCAGUGGGAACGGGAGUGUGGGCACGGAAUCCGCAGUACAGGGCUGAAGGAGAAACUUGUGUGGAAUUUAAAGCAAUGCUAAUAGCUGUGGGAAUCCACCUUUUGCUGUUGAUGUUUGAAGUUCUGGUGUGUGACCGGAUUGAACGAGGCACUCACUUCUGGCUGCUUGUCUUCAUGCCCCUGUUCUUUGUAUCUCCGGUGUCAGUAGCUGCUUGUGUGUGGGGAUUUCGACAUGAUCGGUCUUUGGAGUUAGAAAUCCUGUGCUCUGUGAACAUUCUUCAGUUCAUAUUCAUUGCACUAAGACUGGAUGAAAUCAUCAAGUGGCCUUGGCUGGUCGUCUGUGUCCCUUUGUGGAUCCUGAUGUCAUUUCUCUGCCUCGUGGUGCUGUACUACAUUGUGUGGUCGGUACUUUUCUUGCGGUCUAUGGACGUGAUAGCCGAACAAAGGCGGACCCAUGUUACCAUGGCCAUCAGUUGGAUGACCAUUGUUGUUCCGCUUUUGACCUUUGAGAUUCUUUUGGUUCACAAACUGGAUGGCCACAAUAAUUUUUCUUAUAUUCCAAUUUUCAUCCCCCUGUGGCUGUCUUUGAUAACAUUAAUGGCAACCACAUUUGGUCAGAAAGGAGGUAAUCACUGGUGGUUUGGAAUCCGCAAAGACUUCUGCCAGUUCCUUCUGGAGAUCUUUCCUUUCUUGAGAGAAUAUGGAAACAUUUCAUAUGAACUUCAUCAUGAUGAUAGCGAGGACUCUGAGGAAAUGCCUGUACCAGAACCUGCCAAAAUAGCCCCAAUGUUCCAUAAGAAGACUGGAGUUGUAAUCACCCAGAGCCCUGGGAAGUACUUUGUUCCUCCUCAAAAGCUCAACAUUGACAUGCCUGAUUAAGAUUGGAGAUAGUAAUAGACUUGGGAAUGAAACAGUACUGUCUGGAUAUGGUACACUUAUGACAUACAUGCACUAGCUCUUGUACAAAUGGGACUUGAUCUGGCACAUGGAACCCAGCUGUCAAUAAUGUAAAAUUGAGUCUAUAUAAUUGGUCUCUGUUUGCUAUGAUCUUUUUUGUAGUUUAAGGGUGAACAGAGCUGCUGUGCCUACAGCUUUAACAAAGGUUACACCCAGGGGGAAGAAAAGUAAGGUGCUGGUAUUUUGUUCCUACAUUGACAAUGCACUGAUGUUGAAAAAGACACUGUGCUGAAUUCAGUCUUUAAUAUAACCUAAGCCUGUUAAUUCCAAGAUUUGCAUACAAAACUUAAAUUCAAUAGUCUGAUUUAUGAUGUUAAUAAAACUGCAAAUUGGGAAUUUAAUGGUCAAAGAAAUUUGAAUGAACAGUGACAUAGAAUUGACCAAUUUUGAAUUGAGGGGAGUAAACUGCACUUAGGUGCUGCUUUAUGUGUAUCAUAACGAUUAAAAGAUCAGCACAAUGUUGGUGGAGAUAGCUGAAAUUACACUAUCCAUCUACUGCAGUGACAAUUGAGAACAAUAAUUAUGAUUCUUCAGAAGUGAGGAACUAGAACUAUUUUUUCACCCUUCUGUUCCUCCCACCCCAGGUGAAUUGUCUGUUUUUAUAAAUACAUGAUUGGUGAAGGCUUGUACAUUCUUUAUUCAACAUGCAGUCUUUUUACACAUUUAAUUGAAGUUUUGUUUUGAUGGCUGCACUUAUAUGCACAUCUUGGACAAGACAUGGUAGAUCCAGAAACAGUUUUUCUCUCCUGUUCAUCUUGGUUUGAAGGGAUCCUCUUUGUUGUGCUAGGAACUGAUAUAAAACAUAUUCAGACCUAUUUAUCACAGCUCUCCCACAGAAGGAUAAUAAUUAAAAUAUUAUAAACCUGGACUUGUUUAUUUAGAGACCUUCAUUGUACUUGGAUUUCUAAAUGUUUGCAACGAUUUGUGGUAUGCUAACUUCCCUCAACAAAAUUUUACAAGAAUCCUGAGAAGAGGACAAAGAAAACUUCUUGUGUACCUAGAGACAACAAUAUAUUUGCUCUGUGUGCCUGAUGCAUUGCAUUGUUCUUAGUCUUAUUCCUAACAAAGACAUGGAGUGCAAUAAUAUAUAUUGACUAGAAAGUAAAUGUAACUUUUUAAAUGCAUGAACAGAAAUUUGAAUUACUUUUUAAAAUAGGUUGCCUCAUGCUAUUGGCUGUUUAGCCAGUUUAACUCCAGUUAAAAGCAUAUCUGCUUUUUGAAUAACCUAAGUACCCAUUAAAUUAAGACCUUCCCUUGUCAAAUAACAUUUGGCUGUGGAUAGGUGUUGGAUGCAAUGUGAAAGACUGCUGUAAUGUAUCAAUGCCCUCCCCUAGUUCUAAUGGCUGUGUGUUCUUUGAAUGGUGAUCGAGGUGUCUGCUUGCUGAGAUCUUUAAACAGAAAUUGGGUUAUGGCUGUAUUAAAGCAUCACUGACAAUGGUAUUAUUAUAGGGUUUGAGAUGUUUCCAUGUGCUCCUGAGAAUAGAUAAUGUCCCUGUAGCUUCGGAGGUGGAGGAAUGUGAUGAGUCCCUUUAACAAUGCAUCAGAAAUUAAGAACACUGUAAAAGUGUCUGUUCUCAUUAUUUUAUAUGUCUACGUUAUUUGAAAUUUGCGUGUUGUGUUUUUACUAUGUAAUAUAGCUCCUUGAGCCUGCACUGGCAUUCAGUGAAAUCAUGGCUAUGUUUUUGUUUGCUGCUUUAAUUUACAUUAUACAACUGAGGUUCAUAAAGUGGCCCGACUUUCUAUUUAACACUGAAAUUAAUUGUUUUAUAUCAUUUUAAAACAGUCUUAAGUGCUUCAAUCAGUAGUGUUGAUCUCUGCCCAGGACAGAAGUCAGCUUUGCAAAGUACUUGCCCUAUUAUGUUAUGAUCCUGCUGCAAAAUUGCAGCAUGAAUGGGAAAGGUAAAUUCCAUGUAAUGUAGGUAAAACCCUAUUAAAGUUUCUUCAGCUUGUGCCAGCAGUAUCUGAAGCUUUUCUCUUGAAUGGUUCAUAGCUGUGCAUUGUAUUUAGGCAAAGCUAAAUGUAACUUGUAUUAAGUUGAAUCAAUCUGGCUAAUUCUUAUCAUAAUUUACCAUCUAAACAGUUAACACUCAAAUAACUGAUGCUUCUUCCUAAUCGAUCCAAACCAUCCGAUUAUGAUAGAAGGAAGAUACUUCAGAAGCUGAUAAACUUAGAACAAAAUACUGAAAGUACUCAGCAGGUCAGGCAGAAUCUGUGGAGAGAGAAACAGAGUUAUUGUUUCAAGUUUUACCUAUCACACGUUGCUGCCUGACCUCCAUAAGAUGAUUAGUUUGAUCAGAAGCAAAGUAUUACCACAUCUGUGGCAACUGCAGACUGCUUUAGAUUAGCAUUCACUGUACUUUCCACAUCAUGUUAAAUGUCUACUGGUUUCAAAGGUAGUUUUUGAGCACGUUAAGAUAUGCGUUUUGGGAUUCUAUUCCUUGCCAAUAACAUCUUAUCACUAAAAUCUAACUUAUUAUUUGAUAUAAUUUGAAAGUCUGUCCCUUUUGUGUUUUUCCUUCCGAUUUAAUUGUUUCAUGUGUGUAGCCAAUAUUACUGCCUUCAUGUUACUGCAGUUGAUAAAAUUCAAAUUUUCAAGAAGUUGCGAGCUAGUCUCAGUAAUGGUGAUCAUGAAACUAUCAUUGUAGUAAAAACCCAUCUAAUGUUCACUCAUUUCCUUUAUGGGGAGAAAACCUGUCAUUCAUAUCUGGUCUGGCAGACGUGUAAUUUCAGAUCCACAGCACUGUGAUUUGAGUCUUAAUUGUCCCCUCAAAUGGUGCAGCAGGCCACUCAGUUCAAGGGUGAAUUAGGUAUGGUAAACAAAUGCUUGGCUUGCCAGUGAUAACUACAUCCCAUGUACAAAUAAAAAUAAUUGCAACCCUAAUGGGACUGUUGUCAAUCUGUUUUGGAAGUUACCAGAUCUUCAGCUGACUGACUGACUAGCAGUAAGACGGUAAAGUGGGUGGCUUUAACUGUUGUUGAGGAAGGCUAUGUUCCACCAGGUUACCGUGUAGGCAUUGGAGUUGACGGUUAUCCCUAUGCAUUUUGAGCUGUGAUUUAUCAGUCACUGAAGGGAAUGAUUAUCUUUUGUGACAGUGUGAAGUGAUUAUUUCUGUACGCAGGGUCCAGUGCCCUUUGGGGUGUCGCUUCUAGUAGUGAUGUUGAUCUCAACUAUUCUUUAAUUUUAUGAUACAUCUUAAAUUGGUCAUUUGCAGACAGUGUUUCAAACUGAGUUACUGCUGCUGUUAUAUUGAAGUUUCAUUUUUUUCCCUUAAAUGUAAAUAAUUGUUUUAAAACAAAUUGCAAUAAUUGACAAGCCACUUACACCUAGAAUAACAAUCCUGAGUACCUUUUAAAAAUCAAAAUAUAUGAAAGUCUCCCAAAUAAUUGCUCAUCUUGAAUAAAUUGUUACUAAUUUUUUUAUGGAUGUUCUGUAAAUUGUUCUUUAACCAAUGCAGUGAAGGAAGGGUGGGAACGGAGGUGUUGGUUUUUGCGAGCGCAUGAGAGAGAGAGAGAGAGUGCGUGAGUAGGGUAAUGUACUUAAUAUAUUAUGCUACACGGAGUGGUUGUGUAAACGGGUAUGACAUUUUAAGUGUUUCAGACCUAAAGAUCUUUAAGCUUUAGCAGCACAAGUUUGUAUUGAUCAAGGAGGAGAGUGCGAAGCAGAAACUCUCAGCAGGCCUGAGAAGAAGUGCAAUCAUUUGGUGUAGAAUAGCAAUUGUCUACUAUUGGACCAAACCACAAUUGACAUUUUUCAUGUAAUAAUAUUUGUGUAAUAUCUGUAAAUGUGUAUUGUGUACAUGCUG